GCAGGCAGGCAGGCACGCCGGCUGCACACCGCCGCACGCACUGCAGACGACGCGACGCAGUCCUCGUGCGCCACAUCGCUCUCUCGCUGUCCACCUUGAAGCAGAGCUUCAUCUUGUUCCCAAGAGCCAGGAUCUCGCCGCUGUCCGGGUCGAAGACUUGUUCAACAGCCCCACGCCUUCGGUUCCUAGUGUUUGCAGGAACCGUUCCAUGGCUACAGCAGUUUGGUGUAUGCUGCGAUGUGCUAAAAAGCAGCCCUGUGUCGACGGAUACAGCAAUUUGUGCAAGCUGCUACCGAGUUCAAGUUUAGAGACUAGUUUGUUUCGCCUGCCCUGUCUUUGACAGCACGGCCAGUGUUACUUUGGCGGCGAUUUGACCUCGUUUGACGACGAAAAUCGCUCCCUUGGCGUACUAGUGCCAUCACCAUCAUCCCAGUGAACGCUACCAAAACAAGCCACCGUGCCCGCGGAAUUCUACUCUAAUUCGACUCGUUGCCUGAUUUGACUCCCUCCUCGUCACCAUGAGCCUGACCCAGACCACCACGACGCGCGUGGAGGCCCUGCAGCACCGCCUGCAGCCCGCCACGCCCGCGCCCGGCCUCCAGGGCCUCCAGGGCCUGCAGGGCGUGCAGCAGGUGCGGUUCCGCGCGGCGGCCUCCGCCAGCAUGCCCGCCGCCGCCAUGACCGCCUCCACCGCCAACACAUCGGUCCCCACGCUGACCCGGCGGUUCUCCUUCGUCUGGCCGUUCAUAUCAAAAGAGAACGCGGCCGGCGCGGAGCCCUUCCUCAAGUCGCGCUGCUCGCAACUGCUGCGCCAGUUCCCCGCCUUCCUCUGCGCCCGCCAGAACGAGAGCACCCGGACCGUGCGCGACCUGAUCUCAAGGGUGUUGACGCAGCUCAAGGCCGUCUGGCUGGUGCUGGCCGUGUACAUGUCCCUGGUGGUGCUGCUGUGCCUCGCCUCCUCCGUGCUCUACACCCUGGUGCUGGCGCCCAAGCCGCUGGGCCUGGUGUUCCUGGUGGGGUGCGUGGCGGCCACCGGCGCCAUCGCGGCCGUGUCGUUCAACGCCAAGGAGCGCGCGCGGCCGCAGCAGCAGGCAGUGCGGCCCGCGCAGCCCGAGCUGGCCGUCCCCGCCGUGACGCUGCAGGUGCCCAAGCUGAUCCUCACCUAGGAGUGCCGCCACACUGCGCGAGCUGGUCCGGCGGGUAGGGCGCCCUCCCGGUGGUCGGUUCGUCGCGGCGCCGCCUGGCUGUCCUUCGAGUGCGUGUUGGAGCCGCGCAGGACCGACCAGCGGCAGACAGACAGACAGUGGAGUCCCAGGCUCUUUUGACUUCGAGGGCCCGCCUCCUGCCUGGACCUCAGCGCCGCGGACUUUUCUCGUUAAUUAAGAUUUCAUCCUAUUAAGUUAGGUUUACGAAUUAUGUAUCAGGGUACGUUUUAAGUUGCUUGUGGGCCAUAUUGUUCUGACGUGAGUGAAAUGUGAGGAAAAGAAGCUUUUUUGUUGUAUUUUUUUUGUCAGACCUGUUUUGACUGUUUUAGGGCUCUUACAUAUGUUUUGGACGUGUUCCUAAACUCUUAUAUUCACAUUAUUUUUAGCAACGUUAGCACUUCUGUUAUAUUGUACGUGUUUGCACUGAUUAGAUGUAGUGUUGCAUUUGACAGGCGUGCAGAAGACGCGUGAAUUUUUGUAGGUCAAAUGCGAAGAUGGUGAUGAACAAAUGUCAUAGUAGCACUGGCUCUGAGCGCAUAUCAAAAUUCAUGUUCAUAACGCUGUGAUGGUUGUACCUAGGGCAUUUUCUUAGUGGCAUGGACACAUUUUAAGAAGGGCAAUAAUAAAUUAAGAUUAAUCAUAUUUUUAAAAUAAUUUUGUUUAGUAUUCAUGAAUGUUUUGUCGGAUGUUUAUGUUAGGACUAAGCUUUUCUUGUAACCCCGAAAUUUUUUUCAAUGGUGUAGGGUAGAUUUUUGGAGACUUUGUCCAUUGCUGAUGUGAUUUUACUAACCGACCAAUUUGUAUCCAGUGCCAAUCAUGUUUGAAGUGGAUUGUUUGACAACCAUGGCAACCAUACCCAUCGAAGUAUGACUGAUUUUUUUUUCUCUCCAUUGUGAACUAUUUUAUGCAGUUUUGUAGAGCCCAUGUCAUCUGCCACUCAGUAUGCCUUUUUGUUAUUUGUUUUUCUGUUUAAUGUAAUAAUCCUGUUUCUUAAUUUUUGAAAUAUUUAUGAAUUUGUUAACAUUCAAAUCAGAAGCACACUCAGGACCGAUCUCCGGAUUGUCUGUUUCCUACCUUGCUUCCACACUUAAUCGUCCUUUUGGAGGCUCUGGUCUGAUUGUAUUGCCCUUUUUCUUGACUUUUAGUAUUGUGAUUGCUCAAAAUAAUGACUGACGACGCGACCCGAGGGCCGCAGCCAUAGUGUAUUGUAUUGCACACUCCUGAUAUUCUAGUGACUGAAUAAACAUUAUUAUUUAACAAAAAC
Molecule: messenger RNA, 2469 nt
Organism: Thrips palmi
Lineage: Eukaryota; Metazoa; Arthropoda; Insecta; Thysanoptera; Thripidae
Exons: 4
Coding region: 519-1166 (215 amino acids)
Source: RefSeq, a predicted model, not a curated record